AUGGCUCAACUUGGUGCCACCCAACUAUUCCUUGCCGUCACGGGCGUCCUCGCAAUAGUGCUGCUCGUGUACAAGGUAUUCUUCACCAAUUCGCAGUCCAAAGGCAAUCAUUCUCUGCCACCUGGCCCAAAGCCCCGACUCUUGGUGGGCAAUCUGCCCGACCUUCCACCCGCCGGCGCCAAAGAAUGGCUUCAUUGGAUCAAGCAUAAGGAGCUUUACGGUCCGAUCAGCUCCCUCACGGUUCUGGGGCAGACGAUGAUCAUUAUCAGCGACCACAAGGUUGCGGUCGAGCUGAUGGAGAAGCGUUCCGCCAUCCACUCGUCGCGCCCCAAGCUGGUGUUUGGGUCGGAAAUGUGCGGGUGGGAAAAGGCGCUGGGGCUGAUGCCGUACUCCAACAAGAGCCGUUCCUACCGAAAAGCGCUGCACACCGUCCUGGGCACGUCCGCCGCCAUUGAUCCGUUCCGACCGCUGCUCGAGCUGGAAACGCGGCGGUUCCUGCUCAAAGUGCUUGAGAAUCCUCGAGACGUGUUGCAGCUGAUUCGGACCCAGGCCGGCUCCAUUAUUCUGAAAAUCGGCUAUGGCUAUACCAUCGAGCCCAAGGGGCGGGAUCCGUUGGUGGAUCUGGCGGAACAAGCCCUCGACCACUUCUCAAAAUCCUGCAUGCCUGGAGUCUGGAUGGUGGAUAUGAUCCCUGCCCUCAAGUACCUCCCGGACUGGUUCCCCGGGACCGGCUUCAAGCGCACCGCUCGGCAGUGGAAAGCAACUCUCCAUAGGGUGGCGGAGCUGCCAUACAGGUUUGUGGAGCAGAAGCUUCGCAGCGGGACGGCCGAGCCUUCGUACCUCUCGAAGCUUCUUCACGACGACAAAGGAACCCUUUCUCCCGAGGCCGAAGACGUUGCCCGAUGGUCUGCCUUCUCCUUGUACGCAGGAGGCGCCGACACCACCGUGUCGUCCAUGGCCUGCUUCGUUCUGGCCAUGAUGCUCUACCCAGAAGUCCAACGCAAAGCCCAGGCCGAGAUCGACGCGGUGGUGGGCUCUGCUCGCCUGCCGACAUUUUCCGACCGCGAGGCCCUACCUUACGUCGACGCCAUGGUCAAGGAAGUUCUUCGCUGGCAUCCCGUGGCGCCGUCGGGCGUGCCGCAUCUGACGACCAAGGCCGAUGUCUACAACGGAUACUUCAUCCCCGAAGGCAGCCUCCUGAUCCCCAACCUGUGGGCCAUGCUGCACGACGCGACCGUCUACCACGACCCCGAAACGUUCGACCCGUCGCGCUUUCUCGGACCCAACGCUGAACCAGAUCCUCACAACCUGGCGUUCGGCUUCGGCCGGCGCAUCUGCCCCGGUAGGUUGUUCGCCGAUGCGGCUUUGUUCUCGACGAUCGCAGGGUUUCUGGCCGUGUUUGACGUGCGCAAGUGCGUCGAAAAUGGGAAAGAGCUCGAUCCGGUCGUGGACUUUGACACCGGCAUCAUCAGUCAUCCGAAGCCGUUCAGGUGUGAUAUCGUGCCGCGAUCAGCCACUCACGAGAAGAUGAUUCUGUCUGUCGAAAUUGAUCAUCCCUUCCCGGAACAUGGUGACGCAAAAUUCUUGGCCGAGAGUGUCGCGGCGUAG
Molecule: messenger RNA, 1608 nt
Organism: Fonsecaea erecta
Lineage: Eukaryota; Fungi; Ascomycota; Eurotiomycetes; Chaetothyriales; Herpotrichiellaceae
Exons: 1
Coding region: 1-1608 (535 amino acids)
Molecular function (GO): iron ion binding; monooxygenase activity; oxidoreductase activity, acting on paired donors, with incorporation or reduction of molecular oxygen
Source: RefSeq, a predicted model, not a curated record